UGUGAUUAUCAAGUCAACAGUCUGACCAACUUGGUUGGGAUUGUCACCAAAUUCUUUGGAUUUUUGUGAGUAUAUGUGGUUGCUGAACAAGCAGUAGCUGCAGCAUCAUUUUGGGCAGAAGGAAUAUGAACUUGGUUAGCAACUAUACUAAAUAGUGACAAUUAGGAUAAUGGUUUGCACACAUUUGAAAGAUUCUGCCAAUCUUAAGUCCCUUGUUGGAGGGUCUGAAAAAGCUAAUUUGUUCUUUCUAUUAUAGCUACCUAAGCAAGACAUUUGUAACUGAAAGGAUAAACUACCUGGACUUUUUGUAGCCUUUUCCUGCUAUUUAGUACGGGGGCUGAGAUUGCAAUGUCAAAGAUCGUAGCAAGAUUUUACUGUUUCUGAAAUCUACAAUACUACGAUUUGAGGGGUGAAAAAGCUUCUGGCUUUCUUGAGGUCAAGAUGUUUACCAGAGGUGAUUUUGAUCUAAAUUUAGUGCUGAGAUAUGAUCCGUUACCGAAAGAAGUUUUGAAGCAGGCAAUGCUCAAGCAGGAACAUAUAUUCAAGAAACAGGUAAGCACAAGGUUAUCUGUGAACAGUCUACAAGAGCGCAGAGUUUUCUUCGAGCAAAGGGUUUUGGUUCCUCAAUUUUGUUCCAAUCAGCAUUUUAACCACAUUAAUCGGGAUAAUUUAGUUAAAGAAAAUAGUUCCCUUUGUCCACAAAAGCCAAUAAAGAUAAAACACAGUUUCCAUGGUCAAGUGACACCUUCAGAGGAAGUUGAUCUCUCAUUAAGCAUUGGUUGGAACAAGCAAAGGAAGGAAGCCUGCAAGAAGACCUUGGAUGAUAUUAUUGAUUUGGAGGACUCGGAUGACGAAACAGUGUUGCGUGGAGAAGUAAAUAACGUAUCUACAUUUGGCUAUGCUGCUCAUGUUGGGUAUUCGGGAGGCAAUUAUGAUUCAGGUUCUACUCAUAGCAUCACACAUGGCCCCGAUAAAAAUCAAUUUGAAGGGACAGAUAGAAGUCACUCGACUGUUGAUUGCAGCAGAGGUUUGCUCGAGCAAAGCUCUUCGAGUAAAGGAGUUACGCAACGCUGCAAUGUCGUUAUCUCUGAAGAUACACCAUCCAACAUAAAACAUUUUUCUUCUGAUGAACGAGCUCUUCUAGACCUUAACCGACAUCCUAAUGAAUUAUCAUUUCACCCAACUGACCUCAGCUCUGUCAGUUCAUCAACCGGGGCUUUCUUGAGGAAUUCCCGUGGAAUGGUUGGUGAGUCCCAUGAUAAUGACACCUCACACAAUGCUCCCAACAGGAGAGAUCAAGCCGAUGAUGAUGAUUGCAAUAACGAGACUCCUGACUUACUAAAACACAGUGCUGCUAAUUGUGUCGUGGGGGCUUGCAGCAAUGACAAUAAUUGCAUAACAUCCGGAUCUACAAACCUCGACUCAUCUGUUGUGGCAGCGUUGGACAGCUCUGGAAGUCAUGACGGGCAUACUAGUAAAGUGGAACCUGAAGGAAAGAACAUAACAUUGGAAUUCCAAAAUGGUUCUAAGCAUGCUGAGGAUACAAGAUUUUCAGAUGAAUGCAAAACUCGAGAUACACCCUUAGACAUGGAAGUUGAUCGAUCUCCCAUCUUAUGCAAAUCCAAUUAUGCAGCAGACGACAUGUUAAGCAGAACAGUAACCAAGGAAUCUGGGAUUCAUUUGGCAAAGUCAAAUACCCCAGUAGAUAAUGCUGGUUUGUCACAAGCAGCAAAAUCUCCACGCCAUGAGGAUGCUGAAUCUUUUGGUAACAACGAUUCAAAUUUCCAAGCCGGGGAUGAUCAGAAGGGUAAAGCAGCAGAAGUUGACAACGAUGUCCAAAAGGGAGCCGUGUCUCUACUGUUUUUCAAGUUGGAAAGCACGAGAGACCGAAGCUCUAAGUCCAGCAAAACUAGGCAGCAAGAAAAUGAGAGCAAUGAGCAGCAGCCUCAGUAUUCGUGUGACACUUUCGAGUCGAUGGUGCUGAAGCUGCAGCCCGAAUGCAAUGUAGACGACGACUCUUGUGUGUCCUCGAAGCCCUUUGAAGUGAAGAACACGAACAAUAAUAAGGAUUGUGGAAUCGCGCUGAGAAGGGGGAGACGAAUGAAAGAUUUCCGGAGGGACAUUCUUCCUAACUUGGCAUCUCUUUCAAGACAUGAGAUUUCUGAGGACAUCAAAAUUAUGGAGACAGUACUAAGAUCAAGAGAAUACAAGAAAAUCAUGUCCAGAAUGAAAGGUGGUGAGCCGAAAUGCUUCACACCUGUGAGAAGCAGGAGGUCUAGACUCAACUAUUCUGUCCAAAAACACCAUUCAUGAUUUGUUCAUCACAAGUAGGAAAGGAUAUAUGACAUUCUGUUUUUUUUUUUUUUUUUAGGAACUAUCUAUCUGGGAUUAUUAACAUAUUUAUGUUGUAAACAGAUUUGACAGAAUUAGGUAGUUUGACAUGAAAUUUGAUUUGUUUUUCUUUUGGAUUACAUUUUGUUUUUGAUACUAAAAUCACUUCUAGA
This is a messenger RNA of Ipomoea triloba (trilobed morning glory), 2504 nucleotides long. RefSeq lists its product as uncharacterized. Lineage: Eukaryota; Viridiplantae; Streptophyta; Magnoliopsida; Solanales; Convolvulaceae. The record is from RefSeq and is a predicted model, not a curated record. The coding region runs from base 442 to 2313 and encodes 623 amino acids. The transcript is spliced from 4 exons.